AUGACGACGAAGAACGAAUUAGGGCAUCAGCAAGCUCGCGUAUUCCAAUCUCAUCUGGCCAAUCAAGGUGGACUGCAGCCGGGUUUAAAGGCAGUAUCCCUGCCGCCUUUGCCAAGCAGUCGUAGUGUGUUUGCCCAUACGAAUACGCUCAUUGAAAUACGCCUGCAAUUACGCAUUACUCUUCAUACUCGUCUCGACCCACCCUAUCAAUUAUUCCAAUUCGCUUUCACAGCUGAACGACUAGACCUUAGCCAAGAUCUUUCCUGA
Strongylus vulgaris is the source of this 267-nucleotide messenger RNA. Lineage: Eukaryota; Metazoa; Nematoda; Chromadorea; Rhabditida; Strongylidae. The record is from the annotation of a GenBank genome assembly.